AUGAACGCAGCCUGUCUUGAAAUCGAAUCCUCGAUGUAUCAGACAGAAGUGAAAACUCACGGUUAUGAAAUCCUUAAAAAAGGGUUUCCUAUGCCUGGUCACUGGCCAGACGAUUUCUCGCCAUUGAACAGGUACCUCAAGGGUAGCAAGAAGUCUGCCAAGACUGCUUUCAGUGGACAUUGUAGCAGAUCUAAGACUCCUGAUUUAAGUGAUCAUGGGUCUGGUGAGUUUGACUCUGCGUUUUCAGACUCUAAAUAUUACAAAGAUAAGCGUAAGGCGGUCAUAGCGUCCAGGUCUGCGCUGAACUUUGCUUUAACCAAGAAUUCGGCCACACCCAAUCUGCCUGUGCCCUAUAUUAUUGUCAUGAGGUUUGAACUGCGCCUUUGCUUUUUGGGAUUCACCGGCGAUCAUAAUUAUACCAAGAAGUUGAAGACGCUAUGCUUCAACACAACAAUUAAUUAUAUACACUCAGAAUCACAAAACCUAGUGGAAGGACUCUUUUCACUUUUGGAAAUGCGUUUGUUUCCGGAAGCUUUGGUGGUUGUAAAUAGCUGUGUUGAGCACGAUGCCCCAAGAAGUAUUUCAAAAGUCAUUUGGGACAAGGAUUCCAAGGAAAUUGCGAGGAAACGCGAAAUGUCCAUCUUCGAUGCGACAAGCGCUGUCUUUGAAAAGAAGACCUGCACAAGGCUAAGGUUAAAGCUAAAGAAGGUCGUGUCAAGAAAGCCUGUUGUCAAAAACUUGAGCGACGUUUUAAAUUCUCAGGCGCGUCAAAAAUCUUCAAACUUCAAAGAACUGUAUUUUAAAACGUUAGGACAAAACAAUAUCAUUGAUUUAUCUUAUAGCAGUAAAGGAUCGCAAUUACAUCUUUUAAGCAAUGUAGAACGAGAAGCAAUUUCCAAGAAACCUUUUUUUAUGCCGAUCACUAAUUACCGAUCAGAAGACUUUUCUCCGCUUGACAAGCACCUCAAGAAAAUUAAGGGACUAUAUGAACUCUGGGAAAUGUGCCUAAACAUUAAGUCGGCAGUCACCAAAGGAAUCAAAAGAAGAUCCAUGGAUGAGGUUUUGGGCGCGUAUGUUGAUAAUAAUGAACAACUUUGUAUCUUCAAAGUCGUUUGGGAUAAGAAAGCUGAUGUUCAAAUUGGUGAUGAAGCGGAUGAUUCUCAGGCGGAAACUGCUUAA
Mucor mucedo is the source of this 1179-nucleotide messenger RNA. RefSeq lists its product as uncharacterized. Lineage: Eukaryota; Fungi; Mucoromycota; Mucoromycetes; Mucorales; Mucoraceae. Bases 1 to 1179 code for a protein of 392 amino acids. The transcript has 13 exons. The record is from RefSeq and is a predicted model, not a curated record.